Molecule: messenger RNA, 2142 nt
Organism: Apaloderma vittatum (bar-tailed trogon)
Lineage: Eukaryota; Metazoa; Chordata; Aves; Trogoniformes; Trogonidae
Gene: ABCG8
Product: ATP-binding cassette, sub-family G (WHITE), member 8
Exons: 13
Coding region: 133-2142 (669 amino acids)
Biological process (GO): cholesterol homeostasis
Cellular component (GO): plasma membrane
Molecular function (GO): ATP hydrolysis activity; ABC-type transporter activity; ATP binding
Source: RefSeq, a predicted model, not a curated record
GCGUACCAGGAGAAAUGGAGCUGCGGUGAAGGCAGCUGGAAAGGGCUGAGCCCAAAACCAACAAGGAUUUCCACACCUUCCAAAGAGCUGACAGUCAAACCACUGCAGGGAGCAAGACCUUCCACCACCAACAUGAAGGAAUCUACUGAAAAUGUCUCUCUGGAGAGUGCUGGCUGGAGCCGGACCAAGGCCGAGGACAGUAUUUUUUGCUCUGAAGACGAUAACAGUCUGUAUUUCACAUACAGCGGAAAACCAAAUGUUCUCGAGGUCAAAGAACUCAACUACCAGGUUAACAUAGCAUCCCAGACUCCCUGGUAUGAAAGUCUCACACAGAUGAAAAUGCCAUGGACCUGGAAAUCAGAUCCUCGUGCUCAUGUGUCAAUAAUCCAGAAUCUGAAUUUAAAAGUUCGAAGUGGUCAGAUGCUGGCUAUUAUAGGAAGCACUGCUGGUGGAAAGACAUCCGUGCUUGAUGUAAUAACCUGUCGGGAUCAUGGAGGCAAAAUCAAGUCUGGUGAAAUCAUGAUCAAUAACAAACCCAGCACUUCCCAGCUUGUUAAGAAAUGCAUAGCACAUGUGCGGCAGGAUGACCGACUGCUCCCCCACCUCACAGUCAGAGAAACACUAUUGUUCGUUGCCAAACUGCGCCUUCCAAAGUUUUUUUCAGACUCACAAAGGAAAAGAAGGGUAGAAGAUGUUAUAGCAGAACUACGCUUGCGCCAGUGUGCAAACACCAGAGUAGGGAAUGAGUACCUCCGCGGCAUUUCGGGAGGUGAGAGGCGGAGAGUGAGCAUCGGUGUGCAGCUGCUCUGGAACCCGGGAAUACUCAUACUUGAUGAACCCACAUCUGGACUGGACAGUUUUACUGCACAUAACCUUGUGAUAACAUUAUCCAGACUGGCCAAAGGAAACAGAUUAGUUCUUCUUUCGCUUCAUCAGCCCCGGUCAGAUAUUUUCCAACUGUUUGAUUUAGUUCUUCUGAUGACUUCUGGAGUCACUGUCUAUUCUGGAACAGCUAGAGACAUGGUCCAGUAUUUCACAGAACUAGGCUAUCCCUGCCCAAGAUACAGCAAUCCUGCCGAUUUCUAUGUAGACUUGACCAGUAUCGAUAAACAGACUGCAGAAAAGGAGAUGGAAAGCCGAAAAAGAGUAAAUACACUUGCCAGCUUGUUCCUAGAGAAAGUCAAAGAUUUCGAUGAUUUCUUAUGGAAAGUUACUGAAGGGGACAAUGUCGCAACCACAUUCAGCAAGCAAAGGUCGCAUUUAAAUUCAGAAGAGGCUAUCAACAUGCCUCACCAUUCGAGUGAUCAGUUACCAGGAGUCUUAAAGCAGUUCACUGUAUUAUUAAGUCGUCAAGUCUCCAAUGACUUCAGAGAUCUUUCAACGUUAUUAAUCCAUGGAUUUGAGGCCCUUCUCAUGUCAUUAUUAAUUGGAUUUUUGUACUAUGGCCACGAAAAAAACGGACUCUCUAUUCGUGACACAACAGCACUAUUGUACAUGAUAGGUGCACUAAUCCCAUUCACAGUGAUUUUGGAUGUUAUUGCCAAAUGUCAUUCAGAAAGAGCUAUGCUUUAUAAUGACUUGGAAGACGGCAUGUACUCUGUGAGCCCAUACUUCUUUGCUAAGAUUUUGGGCGAACUCCCAGAACACUGUGCUUUUGUUAUAAUUUAUGGGGUUCCCAUCUACUGGCUGGCAAACCCUGUUCCUGAACUGAACCUCCUCUCGGUGUGGCUGGCUGUGUACAGCGCCCGCACGAUGGCACUUUGGGUGGCAGCACUGCUGCCCACGCUACAGCUCUCAGCCUUCUUUGGAAAUGUCCUUUUCACAUCAUUCUACCUAAGCGGUGGUUUUGUAAUAAGCCUGGAAAACCUCUGGACAGUUCCAUUCUGGGUUUCCAAAAUCUCUUUUCUCAGAUGGAAUUUUCAAAGCAUGGUGCAAAUUCAGUUCACCGACCUCACAUAUGAAAUGACUGUCGGAAAUAUGACUUUUAAAAUACCAGGGAAACUCGUCAUGCAGGCUCUGGACCUGGACUCCCAUCCUCUCUACGUAAGCUACCUCGUCCUCACUGGUGUCGUUUGCAGCUUCCUGCUUUUAUACUAUUUAUCUCUGAGAUUCAUCAAGCAGAAAUCGACCCAAGACUGGUAA